This is a messenger RNA of Toxorhynchites rutilus septentrionalis, 2457 nucleotides long. RefSeq names its product probable G-protein coupled receptor Mth-like 5 (gene mthl5). NCBI's taxonomy places the organism in Eukaryota, Metazoa, Arthropoda, Insecta, Diptera, Culicidae. The record is from RefSeq and is a predicted model, not a curated record. Gene Ontology annotation, cellular component: membrane. Gene Ontology annotation, molecular function: G protein-coupled receptor activity. The coding region runs from base 649 to 2106 and encodes 485 amino acids. The transcript is spliced from 6 exons. Gene Ontology annotation, biological process: cell surface receptor signaling pathway; G protein-coupled receptor signaling pathway.
UGUCUGUUUAUGCCGCACAUUUGUGAUUGUUUAGCAUUUCCCGGCAGAUCGAAUGUCAACAAACGGGCUAAUAGUCGUGAAUGUUGACAUUUGUGUGCGGGAAGAAUCGUAUGUGUGCUGUUCUGGUUGGGCUGCUUGCGUAACCCGUCGCACAGGAAGGAUUUGGUGUUUUUUGAGCAGCACGAAAAAAAAAGUGAAAAGUCUGAUAACCGGCAGUAACCAUACCAAUAAAGGAUAGGAGGAAACAAAACACGAGCGAAGCGAAGAAGCGGAAACCUAAGUGGUGUGUGGCCACGAGUCCAGAUGAUGAUUGUGAAUACAACAGAAACAAUACACCGAACGACACUAAAAACAAUGCAGUGGAAGUGAUGUCACCGAAUAAAUCCACCGACGACUAGAGUCUCGAGAAUCUCAACCUCAAUUAACUUCGCCUUACGCUGCUAGGGCAUCUUCUCCCUCCGAUGAAUCUACGUCGGCUUAAGAGGAUUAGGCAGAAGCGAAGGAAACAAUAGCACCCCGAACGUGUCCUGCUAGCACAAAACAGCUACAAUCUGACCGAGGCGACCGUUUCGUGAAACUCCUCGACCCACAAAUACUACAAUCUCUCAAUCUCAAGUACCAAACCAUAAUAAAAACACAGCCCCAGGCAUGCUGCAAACACUAUUACGACACACUUCCAGCAGGAAACUGCUCGCCCUGCUGCUCAUCGAACUUGCCACCCUGGCUGUGGGCUCGGUAUCCUCCACGGCCUCCCAGAGGUACAAUCCGAACGCGGUACGGAUUAACAAGUGCUGCGAGCGGUUUGAGGUUAUGCUGGACGGCAAGUGCACCAUGGCGGAGACCAUCAACGCGACUGUUUGGGUGCCCCAGUUCACUGGCCGUAACGGCGAACAGGAUGUCCAAGUAGAAGCCAUCCGGUACAUCAUCGGCGCCCCCGACUGUGGCUCGAUGCAGAAGUGGCCCAUCUUUCACUACGAUAAGAGUGAGGAUAAGUUAAUUCUGUUUCCGGACGGACAGCUCCGCCACCUGAUACUGGACCCGCACGCCCGGGACGAACCGGAGGAGGAAUGGGAUCAGCUGUACGGCGCCAGCAUUCGGACGGAGGCACCCUUCCAGUACGAUUAUCAGCAGGGUCAGUACUGUCUGGACAAGGCGCUGAACAGCAACGAACGCCAGCCGGAGGGAAUGUACGCGACCGUGUGUUCGCCGGAGAAGGCGAUCCGCUGGACCGACAGUGAUUUCAUGCUGCGCAAGAUUAUCAACCCCAUCAGCCACGGCAUCGCGAUGAUCAUCCUGCUGGUGGUGGCGAUUGUGUACUUUGUGCUGCCCACGCUAAGGGAUCUCGUGGGAAACAUAGUCACCUCGAUCACGGUGUGCCUUAUCGUCAGCCAGGCGGCGGAUCUCGUCCGUAUAUUCACCGAGUUUAGCAACCACGUCAGCUUCAUCAUCGCCGAUUCGUUCUUUUACAUCAGCCUGUUGGGGGCCUUUUUCUGGCUGAACAGCAUGGGCUACUAUAUCUGGAGGACGUUCCGGGCCCGAAACGUGUUUCUGCGGGUUACUGAUGGCCGCAAGUACUGCUGGUACUCGGUGUAUGCUUGGGGCGCAACGGCAACAAUGGCAGCCAUCGCCAUAUUUUCCCAUUUCUUUCUCGACAGCCCGGGAGACGGCAGCAAAAAGAACUCCAGUAUUUUCGAGAACCAGGAGACCAUCGGGUGGCUUGGAAUAGCGGUAUUUUUCACACCGAUUGCGUUCAUUAUCAUCGUGAACAUUUUCUUCUACGUUACGACGCAGCGGUUUCUCAACAGGAUGAGCACUUACGGGAGGAUACACCAUAAAUUGAAGUGCAAUUUUAUCAUGUUCGCACUGAUUUUCCUGAUUAUGGGCACCUCGUGGCUGUUCUUGAUUCUUUCCUGGCUGCAUUACGAUGCACUCCUGUACACCCACAUCGUGGUGAACGCCCUCCAGGCGCCGUGCAUCCUGUGGGUGUGCGUCCUCCGGCAGAAACAUAUCACAUUUCUGUUGAAAAAAUCCUGCUGCUACAAUGAGCCUACCCAGACGACGGAUUGGGGAGAUGAGAUGACCUACAUGAAUGGGGGCGAUUACUGACCCUGGCGUCCUGUCGUCGUAGUAAACAGGAGGACAAACACUGCGAACAGGGGCAUUUAGAAACGGAAUCUCGAACCGGCAGCGAAGGAAAUGACAUUCCUGCAACGAAACGAAAGCGUCACUCGCAAGAACGCAAACAAUAAUAUUCGUUCAGAUUCAGUUAGUGCAUAAGUGGAUAAUAAGUUAUUAACAAUUAGCUUGUAAGUGCCUUGACCCUUUCGCCGAAGAGAUUUGUUGCGAGGCAGAUUUAGCGGCUUUGUGUUAUUAGAUAUGUACUAGGCGAAGGAGCUGUUGGAACACAUUUAAAAUGAUUAACAAUGACAAAGACUCAAUAAAUUUAACACUAGAAGG